CUGCCCAGGUGUAUUUCUUGUAAAAGUUUGAACGGUUGACUGUAUGAAAAGAGAUGGAUCUCCUGACUAGAUACGUCGGUGGAGCCCCAACUAUCCACUUUCAACAAACCUACCUGACCUGAAUAUAAGGACAAAUCAUCCGACUCUACAAUGGCCAAACCGGGCCCGACUUCAUUCCACGCAGUCGUGGAAGCCUUGGAUACAGUUCCAAAGUCAAAUUCUUUGUACGACCAGGAACGAAUCACACAAUACCGGACUGGCGGCUAUCAUCCUACUCGGUUAGGCGACACGUUCAAAGAGGGCGGAUAUAGGAUCGUUCCCAAGCUCGGGUGGGGUGGCUUUGCGACGGUAUGGCUAGUCAGAGAUGAGAAGCUGGAAAAGUGGGCUUCGCUAAAAAUCUGCGAGGCGAGAGCUGAAACUGCACCGCGUGAGGUCUCAGUGCUCGAAGCGUUGAAGCAUUGUGGAGCGUCGGAAUAUAUCCUCGACGUUUUUGAUGUGUUUAUGCAUGGCGGUCCCAACGGUUCGCAUGUGUGCAUUGUGACCGAACUGCUUGGACCAUCCGUCCACUAUGUCCUGACCGACUAUGGCCAUGGUGGUGAUAAGUUGGACCGCGAAAUUAUCAUUCGCGUAGCGACGCAGAUCUUGCAAGGCAUCGCGCGAUUCACGAGGCUGGAUAUGCUCAUGGUGGUAAGCAAAUUAAAAUCGAGGAAUCAGCAGAACAAUGUUAAUGCCGUGCUCGGUCGUGUAGAUGUCAGCUGCGCAAAUGUUUGUUUCACUGCGUCAAACUUGGCGAAUCCGUCAGAGGAUGCACUUCUUGAUGUCAUUGGGACACCCGCAUCAGCAAUAGUAGUGCGAAAAGAUGGAUCGACUUUGGAGUCCAACCUGCCAAGCGAAGUUGUCCGAAGCGCUAGCUGGAAGGAGUGGGCAGAUGAACUCGAGGAAGACAUCCGACUCAUUGACUGGGGAGAGGCAUUCCCACUUGGAGAAGCCCCAUCUGGCCUUGCUCAGCCCCUCGACCUGAGCGCACCAGAAACCAUCUUCGCCGAUCAAUUCGACCACCGGAUAGAUCUCUGGAGGGCAGGUUGCGUAAUAUAUGCUCUGGUGUUCGGCAUCUAUCCAUUCUCAUUUAUUCUCAAGCAGAGUGAUCUCAUCGGGCAAAUGAUCGAAUUUGUAGGAAGGCUACCGUCAGAAUGGGAAGAGAAGGCGCAGGACUUAAUGAAGGAUUCUAAGCGCGCUUUUCCAUCCCCCGACCAGACGCUGCCGAGAUUGGACAGUCGAUUCUCAGAAUCGGCGGUCCAUCCAGACCUGCUGGGCCUACAGCCGAUCAUCAAAGGCUUGAUGAGGUUCCUGCCGUCCGAUCGAUUAACAGCGUGUGAGGCGCUGGAGCUACUCCCAGAAUAUGAGUACAGUGCGGACAGCGAGGACGAUGAGGACAGUGAGGACGGUCAAGAGCUGUGAAGUCAUCAAUGGCGUUCCAGCCCGCAAAUUUUCCUCAGAUAGCUUGCUUUGGUUCGUGGAUAUUAAUUCAAGUUCUUUGCUUGAAUGUCAACGUUGCUGGAGUUGCUCACUGGGCGUCUGCGCCUCUUCUAGGAAAUGGAGCAUCGUGACGACCGACGAUGAUUUACAGACGCGGACCUCUGGUUGCUGUCAUCUGUCUUCUUCGAUGACAAGCGAAACCUUCGCGUCUGGCGAACUCUCGCGAGACCUCGUCACAUCGCACCUGCUGGAAAUGGUGGUAGUAGUGUUGGGCUCGAUGGGAAUGCGCUUUUACAAUAGUGUUUGUUUUGGCUGAUGUACGUGUGCAUGCAGGGAUCGAAAUCGGACGGGGCACUCUGAUCUCUCAAUAAAAACGAAUCAACGCUCGCCAUCACCCGUAGAGUACGUGAAGCGGGCUGAGACCAUAAGAGGCGUCGGAAAGGCUG
This is a messenger RNA of Dissoconium aciculare CBS 342.82, 1922 nucleotides long. Its product is annotated as kinase-like protein. The transcript has 4 exons. Lineage: Eukaryota; Fungi; Ascomycota; Dothideomycetes; Mycosphaerellales; Dissoconiaceae. Gene Ontology annotation, molecular function: ATP binding; protein kinase activity. The record is from RefSeq and is a predicted model, not a curated record. Bases 151 to 1458 code for a protein of 435 amino acids. Gene Ontology annotation, biological process: regulation of mRNA processing; spliceosomal complex assembly; protein phosphorylation.